Messenger RNA from Plectropomus leopardus (leopard coralgrouper), 1010 nucleotides. It is a transcript of the gene med22, whose product is annotated as mediator complex subunit 22. Gene Ontology annotation, biological process: regulation of transcription by RNA polymerase II. NCBI's taxonomy places the organism in Eukaryota, Metazoa, Chordata, Actinopteri, Perciformes, Serranidae. Gene Ontology annotation, cellular component: mediator complex. The record is from RefSeq and is a predicted model, not a curated record. Gene Ontology annotation, molecular function: transcription coregulator activity.
ACCGGAUGUUAGCCGCAGCUACAUUCAGAAGAAGAGCAACCACAGUGGCUACGUGAGUGUCGUCGGUUUGCACAAUAACGACGUUGUUUUCAAAGUAUGCGGUGAGAAGUGUGCUCCCGUGUUGCCUUUUCCUGAGCACGAUGGCCACUCAGAGAGUGCUCCCACAGAGCAAAGAGACUCUGCUGCAGAACUACAACAAGAGACUGAAAGACGACAUCAGGUCCAUCCUGGACAACUUCACAGAGAUUAUCAAAACAGCAAAGAUAGAGGAUGAGACGCAGGUUUCCCGAGCAACGCAAGCAGAGCAGGACCACUAUGAGAUGCACGUCAGAGCAGCCAACAUUGUUCGAGCUGGCGAGUCCCUCAUGAAGCUGGUGUCUGAUCUGAAGCAGUUUCUGAUUCUAAACGACUUCCCAUCGGUGAACGACGCCAUCAGCCUCCAGAACCAGCACCUCCGCUCGCUGCAGGAGGAGUGCGACAAGAAGCUCACCUCGCUCCGAGACGAGAUCGCCAUCGACCUAUAUGAGCUAGAGGAAGAAUAUUACUCCUCCAGCUACAGUCAGUGGGACAGCACUGAUCUGCCACUGUGUGAGGCGUACCGCCGACGAGACAGUUGGGCCUCCCCGGGCAGCAGCUGCAGCUCUACCCAGGGGGACCGAGAUGACGCGGAGGGUCCUCCUUCUCAGGAGACAAACCCCCAACACCACCUCAAUGGACACGGGACGUCCUCAAUAGAGAAACCAUGACGAGGAAAGCGGACACAGACUGGAACGCUCUUUUGUACUGAGGAGGUUUGGCUAAUUUAGUUUUCCAUUUCACAUUGUGAACUAGUGUCUGAUUAGAUCUGCCACUGUUGUGUCGUGGACUGAAGCUUGACACUGAUCUUUUCUUUUGUACGUGUUAUUAUAAAGAGUAAAAUAAAGUGCUCUACUAAAACAGAAAAAACUGAAAAGGUAUCAUAAACAGAAAACUGAAGACCUGAAAUGUAUCUAAAGUAACAUUCCUCUGGG